Molecule: messenger RNA, 991 nt
Organism: Mustela lutreola (European mink)
Lineage: Eukaryota; Metazoa; Chordata; Mammalia; Carnivora; Mustelidae
Product: olfactory receptor 3A2
Exons: 1
Coding region: 44-991 (315 amino acids)
Biological process (GO): G protein-coupled receptor signaling pathway
Cellular component (GO): membrane
Molecular function (GO): G protein-coupled receptor activity; olfactory receptor activity
Source: RefSeq, a predicted model, not a curated record
GACUGAUUAUCUCCCCUCCUGGGACAUUGCCUUACAGAAACUCAUGGAUCCAGAAUUUGGAGUCAACAGGACGUCUGUUACUGAGUUCAUUCUACUGGGCCUAGUAGAAACAGAACAGCUACAGUCUGUGGUCUUUGUAGUCUUCCUCGUUGCCUACCUGGUCACAGUCGGAGGCAACCUCAGCAUUCUGGCUGCCAUCUUGGUGGAGCCUAAACUCCACACCCCCAUGUACUUCUUCCUGGGGAACCUAUCAGUGCUGGAUGUUGGGUGCAUCACUGUCACUGUUCCCUCGAUGUUGGCUCGUCUCCUGUCCCACAAGCGUACAAUUCCCUAUGGAGCCUGCCUCACACAGCUUUUCUUCUUUCACCUUCUGGCUGGGAUGGACUGCUUUCUGUUGACCGUCAUGGCCUAUGACCGAUUCCUGGCCAUCUGUCAGCCCCUUACUUACAACACCAAAAUGAGCCAGACAGUCCAGAAAAUAUUGGUGGCUAUGUCCUGGGCUUUAGGUUUCACUAAUGCACUAAAUCACACUAUUGCCCUAAAUACCCUCAACUUCUGUGGUCCCAAUGCAGUCAAUCACUUCUACUGUGACCUCCCACAGCUCUUCCGGCUCUCCUGCUCCAGCACCCAACUCAACGAGCUGCUGCUCUUUGUAGCAGCAGCCUUCAUGGCUGUAACCCCCUUGGUCCUCAUCACUGUGUCUUACGCACAUGUGGCAGCUGCAGUCCUACAAAUCCGCUCAGUGGAAGGCAGGAAGAAGGCCUUUUCCACAUGUGGCUCCCACCUCACUGUGGUUUGCCUCUUCUAUGGUACUGGUAUCUUCAACUACAUGCGUCUUGGUUCUGAGGAGUCUUCAGACAAGGAUAAAGGGGUUGGGGUCUUUAACACUGUUAUCAAUCCCAUGCUGAAUCCACUUAUCUACAGCCUUAGAAACCCUGAUGUCCAGGGUGCCCUGUGGCGAGUACUUGUGGGGAGGCAGUCACUGACCUAA